Paraphaeosphaeria sporulosa is the source of this 874-nucleotide messenger RNA. RefSeq names its product tat pathway signal sequence. The transcript has 5 exons. NCBI's taxonomy places the organism in Eukaryota, Fungi, Ascomycota, Dothideomycetes, Pleosporales, Didymosphaeriaceae. Gene Ontology annotation, biological process: mycotoxin biosynthetic process. Bases 1 to 540 code for a protein of 179 amino acids. The record is from RefSeq and is a predicted model, not a curated record.
AUGGCCAAACAGCCACCGGCAGAAGACGUGAUAGAAUACAAGACGGUGGAAUUCGUAACGAAUCUGCAUGCAGACAUGGCUCAUGCUGAGAAGAACAUCUAUCUUGAGCUUACCGACGAAGGGGACGCCGCCUGGGACCUCCUCACCGAAACAUACGCAACCUCCGCCAUUGCGCCCUCCCUCGCGCAGCGCCUAAAUGAACCCACCUCGCCAUCCCCAAAUGAGCCGGACCGCUACCUAGUCGGCCUCUCCGUCUUCCACCAACUCCACUGCCUCUCACGCAUUCGUCGCUUGCUACACCCAGACCGCUACCCCCGCUCCUACUUCAACCUCUCGGCAGCCGAGACGGCCGUACAUGAUGCCCAUUGCGUUGAUCUGAUACGUCAAACGCUCAUGUGCCACGCGGAUAUCAGCCCGGUGACGUGGGAGUGGAACGAGCGGAUGGGAAUGGCGCUGCCGAGCGCGAAGACGAUGCAUGUGUGUAGACGGUGGGAGCCGAUUUGGGAGUGGGCGGUGGAGCACAGAGCGGUGGGGAUGUAGGAGGUAGUGGUCAAGGCUGGAAUCCAGGAGAUUUCCAGGAGGUGGCAGUUUGAGGAGCUGUAUUGAGAUUGGGUUGAAGGGUACUGGGGACCAGCUAUGAGACUGGUAUGCGACGUGUAGGAUCAGCACUGCUAGACGAUGGCCAGCAAACAUUGAGCCGCGACUGACGAAUCCAGCAUAACGCCUCCAUGUUUAGCCUUGCUACCAUAGGUCUCAACGUGUGAGUGGAACGCUAUAAUUAUUGUCAUGUUUACACGUCUUCAGGUAGUAGGAGUCAGAAAAUGUCUCGGUGCAGUCUUGCAGUACGUGACUAAGCUAGGACCGCUCACCAAAC